GCGCGGGCACCAUGGGCUGCUGCUCGGGCCGCUGCGCGCUCCUCCUUCUCUGCUCCUUCCAGCUGGUCACUGCCCUGGAGCGGCAGGUGUUCGACUUCCUGGGCUACCAGUGGGCACCCAUCCUGGCCACCUUUGUCCACAUCGUCAUGGUCAUCCUGGGGCUCUUGGGCACCAUCCAGUACCGGCCUCGCUACAUUGUGGUGUACGCUGUGUGGGAGGCCGUCUGGGUCACCUGGAAUGUCUUCAUUAUCUGCUUCUACCUGGAAGUGGGUGGACUCUCAAAGGACAGCGAGCUCCUGACCUUCAACCUCUCCCGCCACCGCUCCUGGUGGCGUGAGCACCGCCCGGGCUGCCUGCACAACGAGCCAGAGGCUGGCCUUGGGCCCCUGGGUGGCCAGGCCUUGGUGGCAGGUGUCGGCUGCGCCCUGGAGUAUGGCUACAUCGAGGCCCUGCACAGCGCCCUGCAGAUCCUCCUGGCGCUCGUGGGCUUCGUCUGUGCCUGCUAUGUGGUCAGCGUUUUCACCGAGGAGGAGGACAGCUUUGAUUUCAUUGGUGGAUUUGACCCAUUUCCUCGCUACCACGUCAGUGAAAAGCCUUCCAACCUCUUGCUCAAGCAGGUGUACGUGCCUGCGUAAGGGAAGAAGCGCCAGUCCCGCCUGCUGGCCCCAGAUGACCAGGACCAGCGAGCCUCCCUGCCCUCGGGGCGUCCCAGGCUGGAGAUGCUGCAACUUUUCACACACACACACACACACACACAAAAGAGGAAGGGAAAGAACAGACUGAUCUCUGUCACCCAACGCCGGCCUGGGACUGCUGCACACCCGCUGCUGGGGGAGGGACGUCGAGACGGGAAAGUGUGAGCUCACCACGAGGGGAGUGUAAACCCACGGUGACGCCCCCGCCCGCUGAGCAGCACCUGCCUGCCGCAGGGAGGGGUCUCCGGGCAAGUCCCCGCCCACCCAGCGCCCUGCUGACAGAGUCCCUGGCAGGUCCUGGUCCUGAGCCAGGGGCGCUGUUGUUCACCGAAGGGAUUUAAGCCCCGCGACCCCCUCCCACCAGUGGAAAGUAGAAGGACGCUGCCCCCUAGGCCUCAUUCCUGAGAGGCGGGGGUUUGCUG
Messenger RNA from Nyctereutes procyonoides (raccoon dog), 1117 nucleotides. It is a transcript of the gene NKAIN4, whose product is annotated as sodium/potassium transporting ATPase interacting 4. Gene Ontology annotation, biological process: regulation of sodium ion transport. The transcript is spliced from 7 exons. The record is from RefSeq and is a predicted model, not a curated record. Bases 12 to 635 code for a protein of 207 amino acids. Lineage: Eukaryota; Metazoa; Chordata; Mammalia; Carnivora; Canidae.